Actinia tenebrosa (Australian red waratah sea anemone) is the source of this 1934-nucleotide messenger RNA. RefSeq lists its product as uncharacterized. The record is from RefSeq and is a predicted model, not a curated record. NCBI's taxonomy places the organism in Eukaryota, Metazoa, Cnidaria, Anthozoa, Actiniaria, Actiniidae.
CUUUCGCGCAAUCGGUACCAAGAUCUAGAGUAAGUGAGUUCGUUUUCUUUGUAAGAUUAAAGUUCGUUCUUUGCGAGAUUAAGAGAAAAAUUACUUGGAAAUUCGUUUCGUCGUAAAACAUCAUGAAGUCUCUGAUUCUUUUGUUGGUUUGUGUGUCCUUGACUCAAGCCUUCAAUCCAUUUGGAAUUUUUAAGGAAUGGAAGGGAGAAGUUGAGGAAGCUAUUGACUCCAGUGACCACCAGGAACACGUACAGAGAUUCUUGGAUGAAGCACAUAAGACCAGAGUACACCUUGAGAAUAACGAACAUCAUCGCAAUAAGGUUGGCAAGGUUUGGUUGAAUUUUAAAAACAAGGCUGAAGAAACCUUAGAGAACGCCAAGGAAACUAUUGAUGAGGUCGAGGAAGAACUGAAUGUAAACCAAGAAGUGCCAGAACACGCGAGAAAAUUCAUAAAGGAAAUCCGUCAACAAACUCGUGGCAUCGUGAAAUCACUCAAAAAGAUCAUUCACCCAAUAAGAGAAGAGGCAGAAGAACCCCAUAUUUUCUCAAAGCUCCCAGAUCCUGAAGUUUUUCCGACAGAACUUCCUGAGCCCGAAGUUCUUCCGACAGAACUUCCUGAACCCGAAGUUCUUCCGACAGAACUUCCCGAACCCGAAGUCCUUCCAACAGAACUUCCCGAACCCGAGGUCCUUCCGACUGAACUUCCCGAACCUGAGGUCCUUCCAACAGAACCUGAAGUUCUGCCGACAGAACUUCCCGAAGUGACCGAAUAUCCAGAAUUCACUGAAGAACCUGAACCUACGGAGGAGCCUGAACCAGAAGUUCCUGAGGAACCGCAAACAGAAGAACACUCUGUAGAACUUAUUAGUGAGCCUGAGAGUGAUGUCCUUGGUGAUGAAAAUGAUGACGAUGAUGAUGAUGCACCUGUUAGCCAGGUAGAAGAAAAUGAUGAUGAUGACGAGGAUAAUGAUGAUGAUGACGACGAUGAAUCCACUGAAGCUCCUUCAGUGGUACCUGAAAAAGAAAAUGAGACUCAAGAAGUUGUAGACGUGGCAAAAAGAGUCGAGGUAACUAAGGAAAACCUGCCCAAAUGGCUGCUCAAGCGAAAGAACAAACUGCGAAAAAUGUGGGAGAAAUACACCCUGAACAACAGCGAGAAAGUUCUGGAGAAAAUACGAAGACUUCAAGUGAGUCUCGCCAAGAAGACCGAAGAAUGAGCUAUAUAGCUCAUGAUGUGAAGAAAGAUAAGAAAUAUUUUUUUUCUGUUUUUGUUUUUAUAAUUACUUUCUAUAUCGAUUUGUGUCAUUUUCUAUAUAAUCUUUAUUUUAUUUUUAGCGAUUCUUGCAUUUUUUAUUAUCAUUUUUUAGAUCGACUGAAUAACUAUGUGUGUAAUAUUCUCAGUUACGGCAGAAAUAGCAUUUUUUAUCAGUUUUAUAGAAGACGAGUUUGUCAAAUUUUUACUCCUAUAUGGCUUGAUAAGGUUUAAUAUCUGUGCGUAUACAAAGCUAUACCGUUCACGUUUGCUGCUAUUUUAUCCCAUGUCGAUGAAAGAAUAAAAAGGAUAAAAAGAUAUUAAAUAAAAAGAGAUAAAAUAGUGUAGAAAUAUGAUGGUUUUAAUAGGAUAAAAGAUGUUAUUCAUCGAGGAAAUUGUAAUGAAUGAUUCUUAUUUAUUUUUCUUACGCUUGAGGGUCGUUUGUAGCGCGUUCCUCUUACAAUUCAAACGAUAUCCAGAUGUGAAAAAAAUGAAUGAGUAUCUUUUAUUAUGAUGGUUGUAUUGCACGUAUCUUGAUUAAAUGCUGGUAUAUUCUUUAGGCUAGCAGUCGCGCCUUUUUGCAGCCUAUAUGUGAACUACGAUGUUUUUAGGCGAAAUCACAGAGGAUGCCAUAAAAAAAACAACCCCCAAAUUUAGAAUAAAAACACAAGCUUAUCUUAAA